AUGUUGCCUAAAAUUCGUCGUGUUUCAUCCAUUUUACGUAAUAAUAACAAGUCAAUUCAAUCAACUGAACGUUUGAGUAAUAAAAGUAGUAGUUCAAGUAGUAAAAGUACCGAUGAUGGACAUAAUGUUUAUAUUGAAACCUUAUUAUAUAUUGUACAUGUUGAUGAUAUUGAUUUACCAAUAUCAACAACGGAUGAAAUAACAGAAGAAAUGUAUGAUGGUGGUGAUGAACAACAAUUAAAUUCAUCAAAUAAAUUAAUAAGACGUAUGUCUAAACGAACAACAGCAAGUUUUAAUGAACGUCAUCAAACAUCCAACGCACCAAUAUAUGCACGACCUUCUUUUUCCUUUUCUAAUCCAUUACGACGUCUUAAUAGUAUACUUAAACCAACUGAUAAAGGAAUACAAAGUCAAUCAACACCAAAACAGACAGCUAAGCGAUCAUCAUCUUUUACUAGUCAUUCUCGUUUACAAAGCCAAAAUAAUAACAAUAAUGAUCCAGAACAACCAUUUCCACCACCUCCACCAUCACUUCUUUAUGAUAAUCCAAUCUCAUGUACAGAACAACAAACAAUUAUUCGAGCUCAUGGUCCAGGUCUUACCGAUGGUUUUAUCAAUGAUAAUUGUCAUUUCGAUUUGAAUGCACCUAAUACUGAAUUACAAAAACUUGUUAUUGCAAUUGAUGGUCCAUCAAAAGCUGAUAUUCAAAUUGAAGUUAUUGAUACAGAUAUUUAUCGAGUAUUUUAUACAUGUGAAACAUCUGGUAAUUACCAUAUAUCAUUAACAUAUGAUGGUGAACAUAUCAACAAUUCACCUUAUCAUUUAUGUUUACGUGCUCAAUCAUUACAAGAACAAGUCGUUCCACCUACUCUUCCACCUCCUAUCAAUCCACCUCGUGCUAUAAUUCAACCUAUUGAAUUUUAUGUCAAUACUCCAUGUAUAGUUACUGUUCGUCCAACUGUAACUUGUGCUGUUUUUCAAGCAUAUAUACAAGCACCUCAAGGAAAUAUCAAUUUACCAAUUACUGUUCAUAAAUCAGCAAAAUCAGAUAUUGUAUUAAAAUCAGAAAAAGAACCAACUUGUGGUGAUCUUGGAAAUGUUUUAAGUGAAGUCUUUCGUAUACCAUUAGAAGAACAAUUAGUUUAUUUUCGUGGUCAACGUCUUCAUCAUCAUAAUUCAUCAUCAAGUGGUCGUGCACUAUCAAAAUAUGGAAUAUUCUCUGGAAAUACGGUGACAUUAGUUGGACAACGAACUGUAGUCUAA
Adineta steineri is the source of this 1263-nucleotide messenger RNA. Lineage: Eukaryota; Metazoa; Rotifera; Eurotatoria; Adinetida; Adinetidae. The record is from the annotation of a GenBank genome assembly.